Molecule: messenger RNA, 1992 nt
Organism: Hansenula anomala
Lineage: Eukaryota; Fungi; Ascomycota; Saccharomycetes; Phaffomycetales; Wickerhamomycetaceae
Gene: CDC16
Product: anaphase promoting complex subunit CDC16
Exons: 3
Coding region: 1-1992 (663 amino acids)
Biological process (GO): cell division
Molecular function (GO): protein binding
Source: RefSeq, a predicted model, not a curated record
AUGCCUGCCAAUAGCCCUUCCCAGCAUAGCUCCACGUUGGCCAUCUCACCGCUUGUCGCCAACAGAACACAUGACACGACGCUCAGAUCAACUCCAAACCAGCCUCUGUUCCCAAGUCCAUUGGCAGACAGAACUGCAAAUAUACCCAGUCACCACUCUGGCGGUAAACUAUCCAAUGGUAACAACGCACAGCCAACUACAACCACAAACUUGUCGCCUGCUGAAAAAUUGAGACUCUGGAGGCACGAUGCUCUAAUGCAACAUCACUACAAAGCUGCAGAAUAUAUUGGUGAUAAAGUAUUGGCUUUAACAAAUGAUCCAAAUGAUGCAUUUUGGUUAGCACAAGUAUAUUACUCUAAUGGUAACUAUUACCGGGCAAGACAACUAUUAGCAAGAGACAAUCUGGAUUCUUCAAGUGUCAGUUGUCGUUAUUUAUCGGCAUUAUGUUUAGUUAAACUGGAGAAAUGGGAUGAAGCGUUAGAUAUUGUUGGUGAAACAAAUCCAUUCAAAAAUGAAACUCAACAUGUUAAAAAUUUAGACGGUGGUAUUAAACUAGAGGCGUCGUUGUGUUAUGUGCGAGGUCAGAUCUAUGCUAAUCAAAAUAAUCUUGAAAGGGCAAAAGAUUGUUAUAAAGAAGCAGUGUUAGUUGAUGUGAAAUGUUAUGAAGCAUUUGAUGAACUAAUAACAAACAACAUGCUCACUCCUCUAGAAGAAUGGGAAUUACUUUCAUUGUUGGAUUUUUCCGAUACAGAUGAGAAUGCAGAACUUAUCAAAUCUCUAUAUACAACAAGAAUUAACAAAUACUUGAAUGUGGAUAAGUUUGAAGAUGCAGAAAUCAGAUUAAAAGAAGAAUUCAGCCUUGAUAAGAAUCAUACAGUCAUGUUUAGUAGAGCUGAGCUUCUUUUCAUGCAAUGCAGAUUCCAAAACUGUUUAGAGAUUUGUGAAAAGAUCCUUCAAGAAGAUCUGUUCAAUUUUUCAGCCUUACCGAUAUAUUUAUCAUGUUUGCAUGAAUUAGGUGGAAAAAACAAGUUGUUUUUAACAGCUCAUAAACUAGCUGAACAUUAUCCAAAUCAUUCAAUAACGUGGUUAGCUGUUGGUAUUUAUUAUUUGGCAAUCAACAGAAUAUCAGAGGCAAGAAAAUUCUUUUUGAAAUCAUCAGUUUUGAAUCCAAAUUUUGGUCAAGCCUGGAUAGGAUUCGCCCAUACAUUUGCAGUUGAAGGAGAACAUGAGCAAGCAAUCUCUGCAUAUUCAACUGCUGCAAGGUUUUUCCCAGGUACACAUUUACCAAACUUAUUUCUUGGUAUGCAAUACCUUCAAAUGAGUAAUUUGGCACUAUCAGAAGAAUAUUUAUUGUCAUCUUAUUCAAUCUGCUCCUCUGACCCUUUACUUUUGAAUGAGAUGGGUGUGAUCUACUAUCAUAAGAAUGAAUUAACAAAUGCUGAAAAUUAUUUCAUGCAGGCAUUAAAAGCAUCCAAAAGAAGUAACUCUGACUCAAAAGCAUGGUUAUCAAUACAUGCAAAUUUGGGUCAUGUUUAUAGAAGAUUAAACAUGUUUACAAAAUCAUUGGCAUGUUUUGAAAAAGUGUUGAAAAUAUCAAAUAAGGAUUCAAAUAUUUAUUCGGCAAUUGGGUUAAUUUAUUUGAAAAUUGGAGAAGUUUCGAAAUCGAUUGAAAAUUUACAUUAUGCAUUAGCUAUAAAUCCAAGUGAUCCAGUUCCAUCAGAUCUAUUGAAAAGAGCACUUGAAGAAAACUCACCUGGAACUUUUGGAUUUUUCACAAACUCAGCUGAUAGUUUUAGUGGAGAUUCAUCUUUAUUGAUGAAUAAGAAAAGAAAUAACCCAGCAGCUACACCUCUGUUCAAUAGAAAUAGACAAGCUGUAACUCAACAUGGAAAUACAUUGGACCAAAGUGUUGAACAAAGAGCUGCUGAUUUAAUCAAUGGGGAUGAUUCAAGUGAUGACGAUGAUGCUAUAAUGGAAAUAGAGAGUGAAUAG